AUGCUGCGUCUUGUGUGGCUCCUUUUUUCAGGAAGUGAUUCUCUUUGGGUGGCAUGGCAUAGAGCUUACAACUGUAACUCUUCAUACCAUUUUUGGUCUCAAGAGGAGUCGCCUAAUCACUCUCGGAAUUGGAGAUGCAUUCUUCGGCUGAGAGAACUUGUUUCAAAUUUUUUGAUAUGUGAAGUCAACAAUGGUUGUGACACAAGUUUCUGGUUUGAUCACUGGUCUCCCCUUGGUCCCUUAAUUGAUGUCUUUGGACGGGAGGGAACUCGAAAGUUGAGAGUUCAUAUUGAUGCUUCUGUUGCGGAUGCUUGCAGUGCUCAGGGAUGGACUCUGCCACACCCCAGGUCUGAUAAUGAAGUUGCUCUUCACACUUUUCUCACAACCGUUACUCCUCCAUAUCUAGUAAGCGACCCUGAUAGGUUUGGAUGGAGAACCAGCGGGCACACCGAUUACUAUUUUUCAUCAUCAAAAACAUGGGAAAUUCUUAGACCUCGCGCAGCAACUCAAGCCAGUGCCAAGCAUAUUUGGUUUAGUGGUGCAACGCCAAAGCAUGCGUUUCAUAUGUGGGUCACCAACCUGAACAGGUUACCAACCCGCACUCGCUUGAUCUCUUGGGGAAUGCAGAUUCCUAUUACCUGCUGCGUGUGCUCUUUGCAGGCGGAAACUCGUGAUCACCUGAUGCUCACUUGUCCUUUUGCGGUUGUGAUCUGGGGUGAGAUUCGUAGAAGACUCCGCACAACGGUCCCCCACUUCACGGACUGGUCUCAGCUUAUCCAAUGGAGUUCUACUUCAUCAUCUACAGCCCCAUCUGUUUUGAGAAUGAUGGUUGUUCAAGCAAUGGUUUAUGGUAUUUGGCAGCAGCGUAACAACAUGCUGCAUAACCAGAUGCUCACUCCUGCAUUGCUUCUUUUCAAAGAUAUCAAUAGGCAGGUCAUAAAUACUAUCAACGAUUUGAGGACAAGGAAGAAAUUCAAAUCCCUAAUGCCUCUAUGGCUGAUCUGA
This is a messenger RNA of Raphanus sativus (radish), 1005 nucleotides long. RefSeq lists its product as uncharacterized. The coding region runs from base 1 to 1005 and encodes 334 amino acids. NCBI's taxonomy places the organism in Eukaryota, Viridiplantae, Streptophyta, Magnoliopsida, Brassicales, Brassicaceae. The record is from RefSeq and is a predicted model, not a curated record. The transcript has a single exon.